Molecule: messenger RNA, 450 nt
Organism: Scomber japonicus (chub mackerel)
Lineage: Eukaryota; Metazoa; Chordata; Actinopteri; Scombriformes; Scombridae
Product: phospholipase A2-like
Exons: 4
Coding region: 1-450 (149 amino acids)
Biological process (GO): phospholipid metabolic process; arachidonate secretion; lipid catabolic process
Molecular function (GO): phospholipid binding; calcium ion binding
Source: RefSeq, a predicted model, not a curated record
AUGAAUACCCUUCAGACUCUCUGCCUCUUGGCUAUCGGGCUCUCUGCUGCCCAGUCAAUCGAUUACAAGGCACUCAACCAGUUCAGGAAUAUGAUCCUCUGUGUGAUGCCUGAUAGCUGGCCUGUUUUUGACUACGCUGACUAUGGCUGUUACUGUGGAAAGGGAGGCUCUGGCACAGCUGUGGAUGAUCUGGACAGGUGCUGCCAAGUGCAUGACCAGUGUUACAGCGAUGCUAUGCAGCACGAUGACUGCUGGCCCAUCAUUGACAAUCCUUACACCGAGUUCUAUGACUACAGCUGUGACGAGGCGAACAAGAAGGUCACCUGUGGCAACGACAACACAGAAUGUGAGAUGUUCAUCUGUGAGUGUGACAGGAAGGCCGCUGAGUGUUUUGCCAGAUCACACUGGAACCCUGACCAUGAGCACCUGCCCAGCGACCAAUGCCAUUAA